GGGCCGCCGGCGGCCAUGGCGGCCAGGCUGCUCCCCGCGCUCCGCAGUCCGCGGCCCGCCGCCCGGCGCCCCGGGCCCCUCUGGGGCGGGGCCGGGUUCCGACGGCGCCUCGGCCUACCCUACAGCUCCACUUCCGAGGCAGACGGAGAUGACUCCGAGCCCCGUUCGCCCGGCCGGCCCGAGGGGACCGAGACGCGCCCGGCGAGCCAAGAGUUAACCGCGGCGGAGCAGCGGAUAGUCGAGCUGCACGCGGCCGCCUGCGCGGCAGGCCAGCUAAACUAUAUGGAUCCAGCUACCGGCUACCUGGUAUUCACCCAACUUGCUCACUUGCAGAGAGGUUCAUGCUGCGGCUCAGCCUGCAGGCACUGUCCAUAUGGCCAAGUCAAUGUUAAAGAUCCUUCUAAAAAGAAGCAAUUCAACUCAUAUUUUUAUAUUUGACAGAAAGUUCAUCUUAUUCUCUGUUCAACUGGAGCUUAUUUAAAAAAAAAGAAAUAAACCCUUAAUCUAAAA
This is a messenger RNA of Sorex araneus (European shrew), 510 nucleotides long. RefSeq names its product chromosome 7 C1orf53 homolog (gene C7H1orf53). The transcript is spliced from 3 exons. The record is from RefSeq and is a predicted model, not a curated record. The coding region runs from base 16 to 438 and encodes 140 amino acids. Lineage: Eukaryota; Metazoa; Chordata; Mammalia; Eulipotyphla; Soricidae.